Gymnodraco acuticeps is the source of this 1597-nucleotide messenger RNA. RefSeq names its product transcription factor SOX-6-like. The record is from RefSeq and is a predicted model, not a curated record. The coding region runs from base 129 to 626 and encodes 165 amino acids. Lineage: Eukaryota; Metazoa; Chordata; Actinopteri; Perciformes; Bathydraconidae. The transcript is spliced from 3 exons.
CAAAAUGAUCAAAUACAUAUUAUAAUAAUCCUUUUCUUCUGUGUCUCUCUUCUCCAGGUGACGUUCAUGCAUUUUAAACUCAUCUACAAGUGAGAAGAGGGUGUCGGAGUUGAAGUCUCUUAUUCCUAAUGAUGUCUUCCAUGCGAGCAACGCCUCCCUUCCACCCAGCAUCUGAGGAAGAGGAAGCGAUGGGUCAGGACAACCCGGCCUGGGCGAGCGAGGAGAGAGAGGGCCCGAAGGAGCCGCCGACCCCCCCCUCACACGACAGACCCCACCCGGACGAGCUGCAGCCAAUCAGGGAGAAGCUGACGGAUGCUGAGUGGGAGAACGUGGUGCCCGCUGCGAUGGACAUUGAAAGCAGUAAAGGCUGCUCAGUCUACUCGUACCGGACUAACUCUACCUCUCCACCGAAGCCAGAGGAUCCGAUGAUCUGCCUCGCCUUCGGGACGCCGGAGCGCCGCAAGGGAAGCCUGGCCGACGUGGUGGACACUCUGAAGCAGAAGAAACUGGUGGAGCUGACCAAGACCGAGCAAGACGGUAGGCUAACGUCUUCAGCUCAGUGUAUGUGUGUGUGUGUGUGUGUGUGUGUGUGUGUGUGUGUGUGUGUGUGUGUUUUUGAACUGUGAUGCCUCCAAGGAAAAUUGGGGGCCCAACACAGAAUUUCAACACCGCCCGACUUAACAUUCACACAGUUCAGACCUGGAGGCUGUGACGUCUCGCCACUCUUCAACUUAGAAACAUCACUGAAGUGUUUGGCUGCUGUCAUUUAAAAUGCCUUUUGACUCCAAUAUGUGUACUUCAGACGGUUGAAGAAAAAAUAGUUUUGGAUUCAUGUUGAAUGAAAAAUGUUUGCGAGAACAUAUUUUAUUAUCCCAUAUAGAUUUGGGGAAAUAUUGUAUAAACACAUAUCAUAUUAAAGGGGCCCUCUUAUGCUUUCCCUGUAGUGUGUUAUAGAGGUUUUUGUGCAUGUAGGUCUGCAAAGGCUAAAAUACCCUAAUGCAUGGUUAGACAAUAAGAUAGGGCCUUUUGAAAAGCAGCACAUAAACAUAAUCACACAGAGAACGAGGCACGCUAGUUCAUUCCCUCACAUGAUAGACAGGAUGCCGUUGUCUCUCUUCUAAUCUUCACUUACACACCAGAAAAGCCUACCUGUAUUUUGUUUUCCCUUUCUGAAACAUCCUCUCCAGUGGAUCUUUGAUCAUCUAGAUUACACCUGACAGAUCCUCUGCUCGUUAGAUCACAAUAUCAAUCAGUGAAAACACAGGUUUCCCUUUCUCCUGCGCUCCUCUGAUCUGCACCUCUCACUCAGGGAAGUCUCCCAGCAUGCCUCAGCACGCUGCUACUCACAGAUCUAACACCACCUAACAGCCCUCUUUACUGUUAUGUGCACAUAGUAAUCAUGAUGAUAUCAGAGGAGUGCUUUAUCUCUCUCAUUUAAAGGGUUUACUUUGUUAUUGAUACAGUGAAGUGGGCCAGAAUGGGACAGCCAGAGGCGGAAUACACUGCAGUCUUUAGUUGAAAGACAGGUAGCUCUGCCUCUUAUAAGUACGGAAACUGGAUUGAAAGAAACAACUUGUGUGUGUGUGUGUGUUCAGAA